CUAAAUCCACGCACACACGCAUAAUGUCGAAAGGAUACUUAUCUGUGCCAUCUUCGGAUCCAGAAAAGCAAGGAUGGUUCUCUAACGAGAAAACCCAGCCAGUGGGUUGGAUAGGCGGUCUUAAUCAGUGGUUUAUGACACCCAGACAAAAGGAAAAGAGUACUCGUAAAAUGCUGCGAUCCCGCACUAGAGGUAUUAAACUGAUUAGCACUUUUUUAUUCUGCACUGCCAGCAUGUUUUUUAUCCAUCGGUUUAUUGAUAAUUAUAUACAAUUUGCGUUACCCCAAGAAACCGUUUCAGAAUUGUUCAAGUCUAUUCCAUCCAGUGACCAUAUCAAACAAUAUUUCAACACUUAUGCAUCUGCAGAACUAGCGAGUUCACGCACCGACAAAAAUUUAGCAGAAUGGACACGAGAUCUUUGGAAAAAAUUUGGUGUGACGGACAGCAGGAUUGAAACGUAUUGGCCAUUACUAAACUAUCCAAACAAGACAAGACUUGCUAUUGUACAGGGCCCUUUCCUUCAUGAAGCCAAUAUUACCACUGACUCUUUUCAUGCCUAUUCUGGCCACGGGAAUGUCACGGGUCCCAUCGUCUAUGUUAACUAUGGUCGCUUAACUGACUUCCAAUUUCUGUUGGCUCGUGGUAUCUCUUUUCAAGGGACGAUUGCUCUCAUCCGAAAUGGUGUAGUUCAUAGUGGUCUUAAGGUGAAGAUGGCGCAAGAUUUUGGUUGCUCGGGCGUUGUUUUGUAUACAGAUCCGGAUGAUACAAAUACUACUGCAAUACUUCCUACCUUUGUGGAACAGGCGUCUGUACAGUAUACAUCCUACAUUGUAGGAGAUCCAUUAACACAAGGUUACGCAGCCACAACAGAAAAUGAUACGCAUCGUAUCACUUUAGAUCAAGCUACCGGUAUCCCAAAGAUACCUUCUUUGCCUAUCUCUUGGCAGGACGCAUUGCCCUUGCUCAAAACAACUGAAGGAUAUGGUAUCGAGGCGGAUAUUACUUGGUUAGGUGGUCUGUGUGAUGUGAAUUAUUACAGUGGUCCUAGUAAAUCUCUGGUGAAUUUAGUCAAUUUCAAUGAUUACAAAGUCAGACCUGUUUGGAACGUUAUUGGUAAAAUACCUGGCAACAUUGAACCUGAGCGUGCUAUCAUUAUUGGUAAUCACCGAGAUGCUUGGAAGUCUGGAUCAAUUGAUCCUUCUUCUGGGUCUGCUGUAAUGAUGGAGCUGGUGAGAACAAUUGGUAUUUUAUUAGAACGAGGUUGGAAACCAAGACGUACGAUUAUCAUUGCAUCAUGGGAUGCGCAAGAAUAUGGCUCUGUUGGUUCUAUUGAAUGGAUUGAACAACAUCAGGACUGGUUAAAAGAACAAGUGGUUACUUAUUUGAAUGUGGAUCAUGCUGUAUCUGGUCGGCAUUUCUCUGCGCAGUCUUCUCCUUUAUUGAGUCAAUUAUUAUACGAGGUCACACAGGAGAUUAUUGAUCCACAUACAAGUCAAACUGUUUAUGAUGUUUGGAAAGCAGACAGGAAUAAAACAGCAGCAGAACAAGCGUUUUACUUCGAAUCUUCUCCACAAGAUAAUUUGAUUCCAACCCUUUUGACUGAUCCCUUGGGUGUAGAUUCUGAUCAUGUUGGCUUCUUUCAUCACUUGGGUAUCUCUAGUGUCUCUUUCGGUUUUCGAGAUGAAAAUGGAUAUCCACAUGAUAGACACUGGAUGGAAACAACGGGUGAUCCUACGUUUGAAUAUCAUCAGGCGUUAACAAAGAUUUGGGGCUUAUUAGUAUUUCGUCUAUCAUCCGACAUCAUCUUGCCUAUGCAUGUACAGGAUUACUCUACAGAGAUUAUACGUCACAUGAAUCUUCUCACUGCCAGACAAGGCUGUCAAACAUUCCCUUUUAUCUCAUCCGCCAUUAACUCACUUGCCUCUACCAGUCUGCAUUUCGAAAAGAAGCAUAACAAGUGGCAUCAUAAAUUAAAAGUUCACAAGCAUAUUUCCAAGAAACUCACUAAACAUGUGACCAAAGCAAAUGAGCGUCUUUUGCAGUUUGAAAGAGCAUUGCUCGAUCCUCAAGGUAUUGCUACAGAACGACCUUGGUUCAAGCAUGUGGUAUAUGGUCCAGAGUUAAAUACGGGCGUGGCUCAAUGUUUCCCCGGCCUGACUGAGGCCAUUGACAAUGCAAAUGAAGAAUACCUUCGAUAUAUUGAGGAAAGAAUCGGCCAAGUCCUGAAUAAUGCCGAGCAAGCUUUGCGAGGCAAAUACAAUGGUCUUGCAGAAGACGAUGAUGAAGACGAAGACGAUUGCAUGAUCUAACAGUCACUAUUUAUUUUAUUUAGCCUUGUAAAAGAAAAAUAUUAAAAUAAAUUUUUGUUUUACUUCAUUUA
Molecule: messenger RNA, 2380 nt
Organism: Mucor mucedo
Lineage: Eukaryota; Fungi; Mucoromycota; Mucoromycetes; Mucorales; Mucoraceae
Exons: 4
Coding region: 24-2309 (761 amino acids)
Molecular function (GO): carboxypeptidase activity
Source: RefSeq, a predicted model, not a curated record